This is a messenger RNA of Suillus bovinus, 1302 nucleotides long. RefSeq lists its product as uncharacterized. Lineage: Eukaryota; Fungi; Basidiomycota; Agaricomycetes; Boletales; Suillaceae. The coding region runs from base 1 to 1302 and encodes 433 amino acids. The record is from RefSeq and is a predicted model, not a curated record. Gene Ontology annotation, biological process: conjugation with cellular fusion; Golgi to plasma membrane transport. The transcript is spliced from 6 exons. Gene Ontology annotation, molecular function: protein dimerization activity. Gene Ontology annotation, cellular component: exomer complex; trans-Golgi network.
AUGACGAGAGCACAGGAUAGUUUUACUUUUACGGUCGGAAAGCUCGAUGCGGGCAUGGCUAUCCUCCUGGGCGACCGAGCUCAUCUCAUAGAGUUUCCAUCAAUACUACUUCCUCCUGGAGCAACAACUGGUUCGAUAGUCAACAUCGCGGUUCACCGGAACGUGGUUCAGGAGCGAAAGCGAGAUCAUGAGUUCUGGUCGCUUCAAGAAGAUAUCUUAGAGACAUUUGGAAGUCACUCGCCUGAGAAUCCGAAGCUCGAGGUCCGCAAUGUCACCCAAACCUCUGUCACUCUCGAAUGGCCGCCCAUCAAGCUCGCCACUGCGAAGUUACGCUCGCUCGACAUAUACAAGAACGGCCAACGCCUUGCUUCUAUUCCUAAUGCACUCACCAACUACUCCACAAAGCUUUCUGGACUCUCAGUAGAUACCCAAUACACUUUCCAGCUCCUCCUCCGUACUUCCGCAGGAACCUACCCCUCGAACCUCAUCCAAGUGCGCACGCACACGAUCGCAGAUACAAGCGGAAUUUCAGUUUGUUUCGCAAAUGUUACAGACAGCGUAUUGCUGGAAAAUGCAAAGCUUGCUUUGAAAGAGAUGCGCGCAAAGUGGAGCGACAAAAUUCAAAUCGACACGACGCAUUUCGUGUGCACUACUCCUGCGGUCACGCCCGCAGGUGCGCAAGCAGCCGGUGGUGUUGCAGCAGCCCCAGGUGCAGAAUAUCAACGUGCCUUGCAGCUAAGCAUCCCUGUGGUUCAACCGCAGUGGAUUUUAGCGUGCCAUAGCGAAAAGAAAAUGGUGCCGAUCUCGGGUUACUAUCUCGGCGUCACUCCGCCCAAUUCUGCAUACUCCCAGCGUCCUCAAUCGAUGUCACAGGCUUCUCUUCCCAGUUCCAGCACAACUCACAAGAACUCGGCAUCGCGUCAAAGUCUCCCGUCAAUGCGCCGUCCUACACCACCAUCCGCAACCCCGCAACGACCAAUCGACGAAGAAGAGGACGAAGAUGAACAACCGCCUCCGCCUAAACCGUCGCCCUCUGAAAUGAAGCACAAGAGCAAUGGUACGAUGGAUAGAAAUUUCAGGUUCCCAACAUCACCAACCAAUACUCAAGCAGUUCCGCCCGUCCCCUCUCUUCCUGCACAAGCACCCGCUCCCAAGCCUGUGCAUAAUGCAGCGGUGGUCGUACCAUCCAGUGUAGAAGUUCCUCCCCCUCCUCCGGUGGAAAAAGAGAUCCGGAAGAGUUUUGUAGAAUCUGAGGAUGGCUAUGAGGAAGUUGGCGAGACGGUGGAAAUCGACUUGCGGUGA